AUGCGAUCGAUCUCUGCGCAAGCGCUCUUGCCGACGGCGAGGUACGCGCCGAUCGACGCGGCGGUGCGCUGUGGCGUCUGCGCCCGAGCCUUCUCGGCUUUUCGCACCAAAGUCCACUGCCACACGUGCGGGGCGGUGGUCUGCAAUGGGUGCGCGGUCGAAGUGCCCGUGCAGCAGCAGCGGCGAGAUGCCAUAGUCUGCGUUAGCUGCACGCGCGGCAAGAAGAAACAACCGGUGGCCGCUACUACGUUUGACGGUAUUCUCUUUGACCCGGCCGACCUCGCGCCGCGUCAAGCGCCGAUGGGGCCGCCGAUCAAGGCCGUGGCACCGCCAGCGAAAUACGCGGCAACCACACCCGAGCCGGAUCUGAGUGCGUUCCAACUCCAUGUGCUCCCAAACAUCGAAACGACGCUCGAAGUGGAUGACGACGACGACGACGAGUUGGCUGUCUUUGGCAGCAGUCGCGGCGUGAUUCCUGCAGCCGAACUCGUCCAGCCCGAUCAGUUUGUGCCGUCCUUGAGCCGCAUGCGCUGCCACCGCUGCCGGCGCCUUCUUUUGCUGCACGCGCGGCACCACUGCAGCGCGUGCGCCGAGGUGUAUUGCCGGAGCUGUGUCAACGCGUAUGUGACCGAGUCGCACUACCGCCUCUCGAGCAUCGACAUUUGUCGGACAUGCAGCCUCAUCCAAGCCAUGUUUGGGUCGUUCAAGGAAUGCCGGUGGGUACACAAGUCGCUGCCGUCGACGGCCUUUCCGCCGGGCGUCCAGGUCAAAGUUCGAUGCCCGUUGUAUGUGAACCGCACGGAAUUUGCGCGCAAAAUCGCCGAGCUCAAGUUUCUCGAAGAAGUCGACUUGGUGCCGUGGAAUCACCUGCCGCAGCGCGGUCUCUGGAGCAUCGAGCCGCCGAGCUGCGACGAGUGCGGCCUCCAGCUACGACGCAGCACGCGCGCGCGGUGUGGCAUGUGCGACCUCGUCUACUGCCUCGGCUGCACGACGCUCAAGUUUACGCGUCCGCCCCACAAGCUCGAGCUCGAAGAUAUCCACGUUUGCCGGACAUGCGUCGCCACGUUCGAGCGCUGGAACCGAACGCGCAGCAAGCAGCUCUGGAAAACGUGCGCGACGGUGUAUGCAAAAGCAUCGGGGACCCACGUCGACCCGGAUUCGGCGCCGCCUCCGACAAGCCCCGCGGGUUGGCUGCGCAGCCGCCCGAGUGCCGAGAUGGUCCAAAAGGCGAGUCGAUCCAGCGGUAGCAACAAAGACAGCCACCUGAGCCUCGACACGACGCGGCGUCCCAGUGGCGAUGCCGACGACCGGCGGCUCAGCUGCGGCGGACGAGACAGCCUCGACAAUGGCCGACGCCUCAGUUGUGACGCUCGAAGCAGCAUCGGUUACGAUGCCCGUGGUAGCAUCGGUUGUGACGCCCGAGGCAGCGUCGGUGGCCGGGAUAGCCUGCUCGACGGCGGACGGCCAAGCGACGGCGGCCGACCACGCCGCUCCAGCUGCGACGCGAGACACACCGCGCAGGCCCCGGAGGCGGGCCGACCGCGCAUGUGCUCUGCGCCCGUGCGCCCGCGCUUUAGCGCGGCCGACAUCCCACCACCAACUCCACCGACAAUGUCGGCAGACGACGAGGCGCUCUUGCGGUCGAUUGAGCGCAAUUUGCGCGUGUCGGAAGCCAUUGCACGAACGAUUGAGUGCGCCGAAGCGGGUGUCGAGCCGGCGCUUCACCACCAAGGACGGCCGCGCCGCCACUCGAUCUCGGGCUGACCUCCGCCAUGCGAGCGUAUUUAAUGUAUACAAUGCAUGGCUCUGUAUUCUGGU
Messenger RNA from Saprolegnia diclina VS20, 1818 nucleotides. RefSeq lists its product as hypothetical. The transcript is spliced from 4 exons. The record is from RefSeq and is a predicted model, not a curated record. NCBI's taxonomy places the organism in Eukaryota, Oomycota, Saprolegniomycetes, Saprolegniales, Saprolegniaceae. Gene Ontology annotation, molecular function: metal ion binding. Bases 1 to 1764 code for a protein of 587 amino acids.